Messenger RNA from Phanerochaete carnosa HHB-10118-sp, 1158 nucleotides. RefSeq lists its product as uncharacterized. The transcript is spliced from 5 exons. Lineage: Eukaryota; Fungi; Basidiomycota; Agaricomycetes; Polyporales; Phanerochaetaceae. The record is from RefSeq and is a predicted model, not a curated record. Bases 1 to 1158 code for a protein of 385 amino acids. Gene Ontology annotation, biological process: regulation of exit from mitosis; maintenance of rDNA.
AUGUCCGGGCUACGUCGGUUCGCUCAAGCCAAUCAUGCUGCGAUGUCGACUUCAUCCUCGCCACAGGACGAUAUGGUCGCGCCACGCACACCCAUUAAGGGCCUGCAGGAACCGACCACACCCCGUGGCACGAGGAUGGUCUACCCACUCUCGCCUCUCACUAGUCCCUCCAAAUCGGCGUCGCUGCCGUUUGACUGGGAUGCUGUGCGCAACAAGAAACUUCCCCCAUAUGUCGAAACCAUCGCCACCAAGCGGGCCCGACUUCAGAAGAAGGCUGAAGGUUCCGCAAAAUCCACCAAACAAACUCAGAAAGUCGUCAGGAAAAAGAGCUUGCUCGAAAAAAUAAGGUCCAUACCUUCUGAAAUUGCAUUCGAGAUCGCCCUUCUCCCAAACAAUGUUCCAUUGCCGACUGCGAGAAAGGCAGCUUGGAUUUUGGGUGGCAUACUACAUGCGGUGCACUUCAUCAUUCGUGUAUGCCAGAUACGCCAGGUGCCAGACUCGGACAUGGGAUGGGAAGACUUGUACCGUGAAGAUGAGGGGGAAAGCUGGUUCGACUGGACAAUACCAGUGACAACUCUCCUCUUCCUUGCAUCCCUCAUAAAUGCCUUCUACUUUUUCACGCGCACCCGUCUUUACCAGCUUAACAUGGUCACCGACCCCGUCUCCUCGCCACACGCCAAGUUCGUUCGUCGGGAAGGUACGCCCGAGCCGCCUCCCCCACCGACACGGGGCGCGUUCCUCUUGUCCGUUAUCAAAGCCUUUUGGCGUUCCCUCUCGCUGUCCAUGCGGUUCCUUUUGAACAUGAGCCCGCCUAAGGACCGACAGAUCGCGAGUAUGCGCUAUGACCGCGUGCAGCAGCUCGAAGUCUGGACGCCAGCGGAGUUUGAGAUGACACUACUCUCAAUUUACUCGCCUGUCCACGCUUUCUUGUGGAUGGCGCUGACCAGUGCGAACUGGAUCAUCCUGAGCGUCAUCAUGAUCCUUGUUGGCGUGCAGACACGCGCCUUGACUAAGUCAUACGACAUCCUCAUCAAAGAUCGUGCCAUCAUUUCCGCUGAAGUUCUGCAUGAAUACGACGAGAAGUUCGUCUAUCCUCGGAUCAAUCCACUCCGGAAAGAUCAAGCUGUGAUGACUCACCAAGCUGAGAUGGUUCUGUAA